GCAGCUUACUUCAGGCUUGAAAGUAGGCCUAUUUUGUUGAUAAUAUUUUGCAUAAUUCAGAAAUAUGGAGGAAGCCUCUGGGAGUGCAAAAUCCACAGAAGAGGAUAAAACAGUUACACUGGAGCUUAAAAAUGUGAAUCUCACUGGUAAAGAAGAUAAAGUUGGAAUGGAAGAUUUUGAAUUAUUGAAAGUGUUAGGGACAGGAGCUUAUGGAAAAGUGUUUCUUGUCCGAAAAUAUGAUGGAGCAGAUCAAGGGAAAUUAUAUGCUAUGAAAGUUUUGAAAAAAGCCAGUAUAGUUCAAAAGACAAAAACUACAGAACACACAAAAACAGAAAGACAAGUUUUAGAAGCAAUAAGAGAAUCACCUUUUUUAGUGACACUUCAUUAUGCAUUCCAGACAGAUGCUAAAUUACAUCUUAUAUUAGAUUAUGUUAGUGGAGGUGAAAUGUUUACACAUCUAUAUCAAAGAGAAAGAUUUAAUGAAAAUGAUGUGAAAAUAUAUAUAGGAGAAAUUGUACUUGCAUUAGAAACACUUCAUAAGCUUGGUAUAAUAUAUCGUGAUAUAAAGUUAGAGAAUAUAUUACUAGAUGACGAAGGACAUAUUGUUUUAACAGAUUUUGGUUUAAGUAAAGAGUUUUUACCCAGUGAUGAUACUCAUAGAGCUUAUAGUUUUUGUGGUACUAUAGAAUAUAUGGCACCUGAAGUUGUCAAAGGUGGAGCUACAGGACACACUUUUGCUGUUGAUUGGUGGUCACUUGGAGUUUUAACAUAUGAAUUAUUAACUGGUGCGUCUCCCUUUACUGUAGAUGGCGAGAAAAAUACACAGUCCGAAAUCUCCAGGAGAAUUCUAAAAUGUGAUCCACCUAUGCCAAAAACAUUUUCAUCACAAGUUAAAGAUUUUAUACAGAGGUUGUUGAUCAAAGACCCUAGUAAAAGAUUGGGAGCAACCGGAGCAGCAGCUGUCAAAAAUCAUAAAUUUUUUAAGAAUUUAGAAUGGGAUGAUCUUGCAAAUAAAAAAAUUGAAGCACCUUUUGCUCCUCAAAUACGCCAUGAAUUAGAUGUGGGCAAUUUUUCUGAAGAAUUCACGAAUAUGGCUGCCACAGAUUCUCCAGCCAUUGUACCAACAAAUGUAGAAAAAUUAUUCAAGGGUUAUUCCUAUAUAGCUCCAUCUAUUUUAUUUAGUGAAAAUACUAUAAGCUGUGAUAUGUUAAAGCCUUCUACUGUUAAUCAACCAGAUGAGGCCAGUUUUCUUAAUUCUGCACAUUUUAAGAAUUCACCAUUUUUUAAACAGUAUGAUUUAGAUCUGAAAGGUUCGGCAUUAGGUGAUGGUAGUUUCUCUAUUUGCAGAAAAUGUUGUAAUAUUAAAACUCAUAAAACGUAUGCUGUAAAAAUAGUGAGCAGACGUUCAGAUUGUCAAACAGAAAUACAGUUGUUGAGGUUAUGUCAAGGUCAUCCAAAUAUAGUUACAAUGGUUGAUAUAUUUUAUGAUGAGGUUCACACAUAUAUAGUGACAGAAUUAUUAGCUGGUGGAGAAUUAUUAGAUAGAAUUAAGAAGAAGAAGAGUUUUACUGAAAAUGAAGCCAGUGAAAUUAUGUGUAAAUUAGUAAAAGCUGUUCAAUACAUGCAUUCUAAAGGUGUUGUACAUCGAGAUCUUAAACCAGAAAAUCUAUUGUUUGAAGAUGAUACAGAUAGUGCUGAAAUAAAGAUAAUAGAUUUUGGUUUUGCACGAUUAAAUCCUGAAAAUCAAACAUUAAACACUCCAUGUUUUACUUUACCAUAUGCAGCACCUGAAGUUUUACGUCAGACCACUAAUAAAGAUCAUGGUUAUGAUGAAUCGUGUGAUUUAUGGAGCCUGGGAGUUAUACUGUACACCAUGCUAUCAGGGAAAGCUCCAUUUCGAGCUCGUAGUAAAGAAGAUACUGCUUCAGAUAUUAUGGACAGAAUUAAGGGAGGUGAUUUUAAUUUAACAGAUUCUGAUUGGCAUACAGUAUCAGACCAAGCCAAAAAACUUAUAAAAGGGCUGCUGACAGUAGAACCAAGAAAACGAUUGACAAUGAAUGACUUACUAAAAAAUGAAUGGCUGUUUGGAAAACAUGAUUUAUUAUCUCAUGCUUCUUUACCCACACCUGGCAUUCUAUCAUCUCACACUAAUACUAUACAUGUUCAACUCAGUGCCACCAUGGAUGCAUUUCAUAAAGCAACACGAGAAGGUUUCAGGCUUCAAGAUGUAGCCACAGCCCCCCUAGCCAAACGAAGACGUAUCAAAAAGAGUUCUACUGAUGCAAGAAGUAGUUCCACCGAUUCUAAUAAUUCUAGCUCAACUAUUAGCUCAUCAGGUGUUACUCAGUCUCCUGUACGUCAGUCUCCUUCCAGAACUUUUUCUAGUGCCUCCAGUAUAUCAAACGCUAGCACAGGCUUUAUACCUCAUAAAUCUCUAUUAACGACAACAGAGCCUUCCGGAAACGGCACGACCGUUGACUUAAUUGACACCAUCCAUGUAACUACGGUAGAUAGUGAAAUAGACUCUUCUCAAGGUAUCAGAAAGGGUGUGAAGCGUACCUUGGAUAUGAUGAAUAGUGAAAAUGAUAUCCUCAUUGAUGGGGAUGAUAUGGAGGAGGAUGAAAUGGAGGAGGAGGAUGAUGAUGAUGAUGAUGAUGAUGAUUGUGUUAUAAUAGGAGAGGAUAGUUUUGAUCUAAGUGAUAUUAAUAGAAAUAAAAAUCCUUCUGUAAUAAGCUCAAACAAAACUAUAUCUAGUGAAACAAUUAUUAUUGAUGAUUGAUAUAUUGUAAUUUAUUAUUGCUAUGGUUUAUCUUAUUGUGCAUCUUUGAGGAGUAUGAUCAGUGUACUCAGCAUCUUGUAAUUUUCUUGGUAAAAGUUCACCCCAUUUUCAAUGUUUUUUUGGGAUUUCUAACCAGAGCCAGAGUCACAUUGGGCGGGAAAACUUUCAUGAUAAAUAAACUUGUAAUUGAUUAUUCAUCCAGAAAAUUUUGGGUAUAUAUUGGUAGUCCGCCGUAAUGCCUUAGAUGCAACAAUGCACACAGCCAAUGCAAUGAAAGUAAUGAGGCCUCACAUCGUUUGACAAUAUAUGAAGGUUAUUUGAAGGCUAACAUAAUAAUUGUAUUGUAAUUACCAUAGUUAUGUGUGCAAAGCAGAGGAUUUUGACAAGGAAGUAAUGAAAUGGGGGUACCGUUUAUUUACAUGAAGAUGAUUUUUUGUGUUGAUUUGGGCAAUAUACACCGAUGUAGAAUUGCACAAAGUAAGCUUUUGUUGAUGGUUUGUUAGAAUUUUAUUGUAAAUAAAUAAGAACAUUUUAUUGUAUGUAUUGUUUAUUGUUGAUAAAUGUGAAUAUAUGAUUACUAAUAUAAAUAUCUAUAUUAAUUAAUAUUUAUGAAAUUCUUAAUAGAAAUAGUAUGAACUUUGUUGACACUUUUUUUUCUGUGAUUUUACAUAAAAUAUAAAAAAAAUCAUAUAUUGAAAGAAUUAACUUUUUAUACAUAUAUUUUCUUGAUAUUUCUUUUCAAACGCAUGUCAUAAUUUUACAUGAAAUUUUAAGACAAUUUUUGUUAUAUUCAAUGUACGAAAUCUAGAGCUUCUAUACAUAAAAUUAAGUAACCACUUGUUCAUUUCUUGUCAUCAAAAAUAUAAUAUGUGAAAGCUUUAUCAAAGUGAGUCUUAAUUAGGCACAUCAUAGAGUGAAAUUUAUUGUUUCUUGAAUAACAGAAUAGUAAAAAAAAACAGUACAGUUUGUUACUAAUUAUUAAUUAUGUGUAUAUUAUAUUUUUUAAUGAUAAUAAGAUAAUUUUUGCCAUAUAAUGACAAGUAUGUGUACAAGACUGGAUGUUGUGUGUUAUUGUUUAGAUAUAUGUGAUAAGCUGUGUUGCACUGUCAAUGCAGGAGAGAUAUGAGUUGAGGAAGAUUUACUUACUAUUGUGUGUGACAUUUCUUGUUAUGAACUAGUCUACUGUAUGUGAAAUAUAUUUUUGAAAUGAUGCUCGUAAAACAAAGCUCUAAAUUAUCUUUUCAUUAAACCUAAAGGCUCAAUGUGGUUAAUUGUUUUCUUCGUGAUGAAAUAUUUUAUUAUUGUUAAAGAAUAAUAUAAGACAGGUGUAAAGCAUGGUUACCAACAGUGUUCUUGUGAAGCUCGUGUGUAUAAUAUAUAUGGUUCUGGUAAUGGUUAUUUCUGUAGGAAACUAAGAAAGACAAUUUUGGUAUUGAUACUAUUAGAAUCUUGUUACAUAAAAUCAAAUGUUGCAUAAUGUUUUAAUUUGUCACAUAUUUCUAUGAAGGCAAUCUGAUUAAAAUACAGAUCUAAAUUU
This is a messenger RNA of Patella vulgata (common limpet), 4316 nucleotides long. Its product is annotated as ribosomal protein S6 kinase alpha-5. Gene Ontology annotation, molecular function: ATP binding; magnesium ion binding; protein serine/threonine kinase activity. The record is from RefSeq and is a predicted model, not a curated record. NCBI's taxonomy places the organism in Eukaryota, Metazoa, Mollusca, Gastropoda, Patellidae. Bases 65 to 2779 code for a protein of 904 amino acids. Gene Ontology annotation, biological process: regulation of DNA-templated transcription; protein phosphorylation; intracellular signal transduction. The transcript has 15 exons.